Messenger RNA from Ornithorhynchus anatinus (platypus), 573 nucleotides. Its product is annotated as keratin-associated protein 4-4-like. Lineage: Eukaryota; Metazoa; Chordata; Mammalia; Monotremata; Ornithorhynchidae. The transcript has a single exon. Bases 1 to 573 code for a protein of 190 amino acids. Gene Ontology annotation, cellular component: keratin filament. The record is from RefSeq and is a predicted model, not a curated record.
AUGGUCAACUCCUGCUGUGGAUCCGUCUGCUCCGACCUGAGCUGCGGAAGGGGCUGCUGCCAUGAGACCUGCUGUCAGCCCAGCUGCUGCUGCAGCCCUUGCUGCCCCCCGACCUGCUGCCAGACCACUUGCUGCAGAACCACCUGCUGCCGCCCAACGUGCUGUGUGACCAGCUGUUGUCGCCCGACCUGCUGCAGGCCCACUUGCUGCCAGUCGGUCUGCUGCCAGCCUACUUGCUGCCGCCCGGUCUGCAGCGUGGCCAGCUGCUGCAGGCCCUGCUGCCCCCAACCUUGCUGUGUGUCUACCUGCUGCAGGCCCUGUUGUCCCCGACCUUGCUGUGUGUCCAGCUGCUGCAGGCCCUGCUGUUCCCCACCUUGCUGCGUGCCCACCUGCUGCCAGCCUUGCUGCCGCCCAACAUGCUGCCAAACCACUUGCUGCCGGACGACCUGCUGCCGCCCAACCUGCUGUGUGCCCACCUGCUGCCAGCCUUGCUGCCGCCCAGCUUGCUGCCAAACCACUUGCUGCAGAACCACCUGCUGCCGCCCUACUUGUGGGGCAUCAUCUUGCUGCUAA